Messenger RNA from Dentiscutata erythropus, 234 nucleotides. The record is from the annotation of a GenBank genome assembly. Lineage: Eukaryota; Fungi; Glomeromycota; Glomeromycetes; Diversisporales; Gigasporaceae.
AUGGCACCAGAAGUUAUAAAACAAACACCUUAUACAAGUAAAGCUGAUAUAUGGAGUUUAGGAUGUUUGAUUGUUGAAAUGUUUACUGGGGAUCAUCCUUUUCCAGAAUUCAACCAAACGCAAGCAAUGUUUAAGAUUGGAUUACAAGCUUGUGCGCCUAAAAUUCCAGAUGAUAUUUCCGAAGAGGCACAGGAUUUCUUGAGCAAAACAUUUAAGUCGUAUGUUAUCAGAUGA